AUUAUAUCCCUUCCCCUCCGACCCGUCACUUGGGAGCGACGCGACAAGUCAUUUUGUUAUUAUUCCCUGGCAAUAAUCCUCUCUUUUCUUCUUUUUGUUUUUGCAGAAAAGCCCCUCAAGUUUUAGGUAAUUUUGUCUUCCGCUUUCUCGUCUUUUUCUUUUGCCCUGUAUCCCCAAGCAGCGCCCGACGCCCACUUUGCUCCCUCGUCCUCCUACCCAGGGAUGGAAACCCUAGAGGCCACCGAGCCCAUGUCCGGCGAGUCGCCGACCCAACCCCAAAGCUCGGGUUCCCCCCAACCGCCACUGGCUCCAUCCGAGCGGCGACUCCUCGAAUCUACGUAUCUUGCGGACGCUGCUGCAGACGGCGCCUCCGUCGCGGCGAACUUGGCGCCGGUAACCCCCUCCGGAACCGAAGCUAAGGAUGAUGUGGAUGCGUAUUUUGGCAACGGGGGAUUGGGUCUAGGAUCGGUUACCGGCGAGGCACUGGAAGGAAUCCCUAUCGCCGUCGGCGAUCUCGUGUGGGGGAAGACCAAGAACCAUCCCUGGUGGCCGGCGCUGGUUUCCGAUCCCUCCCGCGCGCCCAUCGAUGCCAAGAAGGCCCACCUGAGCGACGUCUCCCUCCUGCUGGUCUACUGCUUCGGCAGCGGUGCCUUCGCCUGGUGCGAGCCAGCCCAGCUGAAGCCCUUCGUCGAGGACUUCCAUCGCAUGACGAGGCAGAGCAGCUCUAAGAGCUUCGUCGCAGCCGUCGAGGGCGCCUUGGAUGAGAUCAGGCGCCGCCUCCAGUUGGAGCUCACUUGCGGCUGUGUUCCGCCGGAGGCCGGAGGGAAGACUGCUGAAUGCCCAGCCGGGAGGCUUCCGAUCUCGAACUUUCAGCCUUUGGAGUUCCUCGAGCAUCUCCAAGACGUGGCUUGUGACGUUACGAUGGCCGAUGUGUUACAAGUUGCAGCUUUGAGAAGUUGGGUGAUCGCUUUCGCC
Molecule: messenger RNA, 975 nt
Organism: Musa acuminata subsp. malaccensis (wild Malaysian banana)
Lineage: Eukaryota; Viridiplantae; Streptophyta; Magnoliopsida; Zingiberales; Musaceae
Source: RefSeq, a predicted model, not a curated record